Sebastes umbrosus (honeycomb rockfish) is the source of this 1127-nucleotide messenger RNA. It is a transcript of the gene cyb5a, whose product is annotated as cytochrome b5. Gene Ontology annotation, molecular function: heme binding. Lineage: Eukaryota; Metazoa; Chordata; Actinopteri; Perciformes; Sebastidae. The coding region runs from base 140 to 571 and encodes 143 amino acids. The transcript has 5 exons. The record is from RefSeq and is a predicted model, not a curated record. Gene Ontology annotation, cellular component: intracellular membrane-bounded organelle; membrane.
UAGAAACCGGAUAGAAACCUGAUAGAAUCUGGGGUAAAUGUCGGUGUGUUUGUGCGGACUCACGGUCCCGACAGGCUGGGUGGGAUUAUAGAACCACUAACAGGUCCCUGAACACUUCCAGCGGCUUUUUUCUCUCAACAUGUCCGACUCUUCAGGGACACAAAUGGGUGAGAAGGAGGAAAAGAGUCCCGAUGGAGUCAAAUAUUACAGACUAUUAGAGAUCGAGGAGCAGAACACGUUCAAAUCAACGUGGAUCAUCAUCCACAACAAAGUCUACGAUGUCACCAAGUUCCUAGAAGAGCACCCCGGAGGAGAGGAGGUGCUGAGGGAGCAGGCGGGAGGAGACGCCACCGAGAGCUUCGAGGACGUCGGACACUCCACCGACGCCAGAGAGAUGUCCGACAGCAUGGUGAUCGGAGAGCUGCACCCGGAGGACAGGGACAAGAUCACCAGACCUGAGGAAACACUGGUGACCACUCUGAAGGACGAGCCCAGUUGGUGGACUAACUGGUUAAUUCCCGUUCUGGUGGCGGCCAUCGUCACGCUGAUGUACCGCAUCUACACCGGAUAGAGCGAGUGACAUCAUCAGACACGCAGCCGUGAUGUCAUCAGCCGUGAUGUCGUCAGCCGUGAUGUCAUCAGCCGUGAUGUCAUCAGCCGAUGGCAGCGUAGAGCGACUGACCGACGACCGUCUGAUCAUCUGAUCUGGGAUCACUGACUCUACGCUGCACUACAAUACCCAAGAUGCAUUUAAUGCUUUUUAACCGACCAAUGAGGUGGUUUUAUGCUAAUGAAGUUGUUUACGCCGUUGACAUGUUUUGUGAAAUCUCUCUGAUUUGAAAUCUGGAUGUAUAAUUUGUUAAAUCUUUUUAUAUAUUUGUAUCUGAAUGUAAAUGAGUUUAUAAAUAUUCAAUCAGCAGUUAUCAUGAUGUCAUCAUCAUGAUGUCAUCAUCCCACUGCAGUCAUGUGACUGUGCUCACGUCCUUUAUGCAUAUCAUAUCACUGAUUAUAUCUUGAAGAAAAUGUGUGAAGAUUUUAACGACCUGGAUCGUGAAUGUAUCGGUGCCGUUUGGAUUCAUAUAACUAAUAUAAAAUAUAAAUAUUAAAGAACUCUUUGUUUAAAGCUU